UAUCCAUAUUUGUAAUACUGCAUAUCGCAGCGAAGCGCAGCUAUUAUUCCGGCGAGCAAAGCCAAGCCAAUGGGCUCAUCGGAAUCUACUCUUUUAAAUUCACAGACAAGCGAUGAUGGAAUCACAACAGUCUCAGAACGAUUACAAGAUGUGGACCCCAUCCUUGAAAAACUUCAUUCUCUCCAAAUUGCAUCUCCUAUAUUGACAACAUCUGCAUCAUCAUCAUCAACAGAGAUUAGCUUCACAGAUAUCUUGGUCAAGAAACCAUCAACUUCUUCUUCUAAUACAGGUAUUUUAGAUCCGAAGGUGAUACUGGAACUAUUCUCAACGUACCAAAAGAUGCAAGAAAAACAAGCUCAGAACAUUAACAAAAGACAGGAAGAAAUAGAGAACAAGAUUGAAGUUGCAGAUGCUUUAGCUCUAAAACUUCUUCAACGUUAUAAUUAUUCCGUCUCUGCGAUGAAGACAACAUCAACUCACCUAGCUGGAGUUGAUGAGUUACAGGUGGAACUUGGGGAGCUAAAAGGAAGGGUUACUGAAGUGAUGAGUAACUGUGAUGCUUUAUGUAAGAGAAUUGCUGCUAAUGGACCUGAAUCACUUCGCUCAUCACUUAAGCCAUUUGUAGCUGUUGCCGCUGAUUUAAAAGCAACCACAAGCCAAUUCUGUGAGUCAAAUGGUGCGCCUUUACAAAUCAAGCCUGAGAAUUAGGUUGAUUUAGAUCUUGUAUAGUUGCUUUAUAUUCUGCCAGAUUCUGAUUAAUACACCUAGCGAUUACACAUUUCAAUCACUUCAUAGAUCAAGCAUUUAUAGGUUAUGGAUUUGUUUUUUUAACGUUCAAAUCUUACUAGCUAGAACAUUGAAAUGUACUCUUAUAUCCUGAUUUUUGGGUAGUAUAUAUUUUUAACCUUAA
Messenger RNA from Erigeron canadensis, 910 nucleotides. RefSeq lists its product as uncharacterized. NCBI's taxonomy places the organism in Eukaryota, Viridiplantae, Streptophyta, Magnoliopsida, Asterales, Asteraceae. The transcript has 6 exons. The record is from RefSeq and is a predicted model, not a curated record. Bases 70 to 708 code for a protein of 212 amino acids.